AUGGAAACAAUUUUGGCACAAUUUGUGACAUGGAACAACGUGAUCAAUGAUUAUGCGGUCAAUGUGCAAAACCUCCUUGCGCCGGUCCUCGGCGCAAUGGUGGCAGAGGUUGCGAUCCACCGGAAUGUCGACGCGGUGCAGCUCGACCUUGUCACCCCCUUCAAUAAGCAGCGUGCGGCGCCACAGCAUCAUAUCUUGGUGGACUGGAUCAAAAACCAGGAGCUGCGGGAAGCUGACGCGGCGUUAGCGCAGGCGCGGCUGGGUCUCAUGGACUUCCUGGCUACUCAGGCAGACGCGGCUGCAAUGGCCGGUCGGGCCGUUGGCGCCCGCACAAGCGGCAGCAACACCUCUGUUGUUGACGUCCCUCGUCUCGCACGAUUGGAAACACCGGGUUCGGCCACUCUCGCGCUGCUGACGGAGGCCCUCCUGCCGGGUAGGAGCCAGGAGCUGGAACGCAGCGGCAGUGGCCGGGGGGACGCGGCAUCUGCCGCGUCGCCGACGGCGCGUAGUGACGGCGGCGACGCGGCCGGGCCGCAGCCCGGCAGUGACGGGCAGCCAUUCGGACCGGUGCGGCCGCCGGGCACAGCUGAGUCGGCCUCAACGGACGCCAGCGACGCCCCAGAGGCGCCCCCGACCCUCAUCCGGCACCUUCAGCACUUCAAUGGCUGUGUUGCGGCGUUACAGCACCACCUCGGACCGAAUUUUGGAGUGUAUUUUCACGUGACGCCCGCAGCCUGCGCCGUUAAGGGCCGCUGUGCAUACGUGCGGCUGAUGCGACACCAGUACCCAGGCAAGCUGGCGGCAUCUGUCGUCCUCGGUAAUGCAGGGGAAACCAAGGCGCUGCUCAAACCGCACCGAACGGUGCGUUUUGGCCGCUCUCCCAGCGCUAAUGGGCUCGCUACCGAUGGGCCAGAACAGGCUGUUGCGUCAUCGUCCUCGCGGGCACCAUCGCGAGGGCAAUCACAUGGUGCGCUGCGUUCGUCAUUGCGAACGGGUGCUGCGACGGCGUCUGGGGAGCACUCCGCACCGCCGCCCGGGUCCGCCGCGUCACUUCUUGGUGAGGACAAUGUCACUCCAGUCACACUCAUCGAUGUAAUCUAUAGCGGCAUCACAGACGCAAUACUCCGCGCGGAGAGGAGCGUGGCUGUUGUGGGCAAUGACCUGGCACGGCUGUUUGACAAAUACGAGCCGCCGAUAUCCCUGGUGGAGGAGCCGAAGCACUGCCGCAAGCUCAAGACGCUGCCGGUGGCGCGUGAGUACGUGGAGGCGAACCGCAAGAUUCAACAGCUGAAUGCGGUGCUGUUUAAGCUAGCCAAGGCGGUUGCCAAAACGGCGUGGAUUUACUCAACGCCGCUCAGCAUGCCUGAUGGCAGUUUGGGCGAUGUCGCACAGAUGGUGUGUGAGGCCAUCCGGCGGGUGGCGGACACGACGUGGACCAUGUGCAAGCGGCACUUGGAGAGUGUGCACGUCGUCACGUUGCUAACUCACCACGAACCCUUCACGAUCACGCCGCGCCUCAUCAACGAUGAGACCACGUUCCGCUUCGAGCUGGACGUGGUAGUGGACCAGUCCUUGCUCAUGAACAAGACGUUUCCUGACUGUCUGCCCCCAAUGAUCCGCGCCGUGUGGGACUCGCUGCUGGCCCUGGCGGCGGUAGUCCAGGAGAGCCGCAGCAGUCUGGCCCCGCUGAGGCCCCAGUACCAAAGACUUCACGAGGAGGUCCGGGAAUUUUAUACACUGGCCCCUGACGCCGCCAAGGCGCGUAAGCUGAGCAUCACGGAGGCGGCGACAGUGGCGCGAGUCAUUACAAACAAUCUGGCGAUCAUUUAUGAGGCUGAGCAGGUCUUUGAGGCGUACGACCGCAACGUGCAGCGCAUUGUUGACGCGUACUCCCGGGCUCGGACGGAGAUAAAGGCGGACUUGCAGCUCAAGCUCGCAGAGCUCACCACCCACCUCCCGCGAAGCAUUGUGAAGCCGUCGUUUUCCCCGGAGAUGUUGGCGCUCAUGCGGUCGUCCGUAAAUCCCACGGAGCUCGCGGCUUCAAUGACGCUCGCGCUCACCGCCAAAAACAUGGACCACACGUCCUUGACGGUCAUGUCCGACACGCUGGCGGCGGGGGCCAUGGCGGCUCAGGCGCAAGCGCAAGCGCAGCAACAACAAGCGCUACAAAUGCAACAUAUGCAACAGGCCGCGGCUGCGGCAGCGGCGUACAGCAUGUACAGCAUGCAGGCGCAGGGGAUGCAAGUCCCGGCAGGAACUUUGCCGACGACGACGGGAGGGACGGCAGCGGCGCAGAACCAUGUGUCGCAGGCUCCGAAGCCGCCAGCCGACGCCCCAGAGCUCAUCGCACACGGCACCAGCGCGGACUACGCUGCACAGCUGGCGAUGGCGCAGGCUUAUGGUUACGCGUACAACAAUCCAUAUGCGGCGUAUGCGGCGUAUGGGACGGGUACCCUGGGAAGCAUCUCUAUGGGGACGGCGACGCAGAAGUCUUUGUCACCCAACCCGCUUACGGGGGCUGCUUCGGACGGCACCAACCCAGCCAACGCUGCUUCAGCCUCGGCUGGCGGGGCCUCUGCGACACCUGUCGCCGGCAUGGUGGGUGCCUACCAGUCUGCCGGGUAUGAUGCCAACACAAUUGCAAUGCUUGCUCAGAUGGGUUACGGCGGAUUUGCAGUUGGCGCCCACCAGCAGGCGCUGUUGCAACAGCAACAGCAGCAGCAGCAGGCCGCUCUUGCCGCGCAGAGUGCGCUGAGUCAGCCAGGCGGGGGACGCAGUAGCUGA
This is a messenger RNA of Volvox carteri f. nagariensis, 2784 nucleotides long. RefSeq lists its product as uncharacterized. The record is from RefSeq and is a predicted model, not a curated record. Bases 1 to 2784 code for a protein of 927 amino acids. Gene Ontology annotation, cellular component: nucleus. Gene Ontology annotation, molecular function: transcription cis-regulatory region binding. Lineage: Eukaryota; Viridiplantae; Chlorophyta; Chlorophyceae; Chlamydomonadales; Volvocaceae. Gene Ontology annotation, biological process: regulation of transcription by RNA polymerase II. The transcript has 7 exons.